AUGCUAACAAAAGAAGACUUCAAUGCGUUACUGGAGGCAAGAAAGACGUUGGUUAUUGACGGAGCUCUUGCGACCGAGUUGGAAAUUCGGAAUCWCGACCUCAAUCACGCCUUGUGGUCCGCGAAAGUUCUGAGGGACGACCCCCAGAGCAUCAAAGAAGUACACCUGGACUACUUUUUGGCGGGCGCGGACAUUGCUAUUACUGCCUCCUACCAAGCCUCGACCACAGGCUUGUCACAACAUUUCGAUCUCACCGAAGAUCAAGGCAAAGCGUUGAUCCGACGCAGCGUCGACGUAGCGCGGGAGGCACGUGAGGAGGCUUACCGAUCCGGAGUCCACCCUGACCGGAAGCUGCUGAUUGCUGGAAGCGUUGGGCCUUUUGGAGCAUACCUGGCAGAUGGCUCGGAGUACAGAGGCGACUAUAUUCGAACAGUGGAAGAGUUCAAGACCUUUCAUCGUCCAAGGAUCCAGGCUUUGAUUGAUGGUGGUGUGGAUCUCCUGGCUCUCGAAACUAUUCCUAGCAUGCUGGAGAUCCGAGCCCUCGUGAAUCUGUUACGAGAAGAAUUCUCAGCAGCGAUCGCAUGGCUGAGCUGUACCGUUUGCGACGCCAAAAGCCUCCCUGACAAUACGCCUUGGAAGGAAGUCGUCGAUGCUUUGACCGGGAUCGAUUCUCAAAUUGUUGGGGUUGGAAUCAACUGCGUGCCAAUGGCCGUCGCAACCGAUACACUGAAGAGUCUCCGUGCUUGCACCAAUCUUCCUCUAGUCUGCUACCCAAAUUCCGGCGAAACCUACGACGCUGUCACGAAAAAAUGGCAUGGCCAGCGACCGGAUGACACGAUCGAAGACCCUUCGACGGACGACGGCGAGACGGGAAUUGCCAUGGAAUGCCGCGACUGGACUUUUCAUGGAGCGAAGCUGAUAGGUGGAUGCUGCAGGACAGGCCCUGCAUUUGUGAAAGCCGUGGAACGAGCAUUGGAGCAUCAGCGCCGUUCGUAA
Molecule: messenger RNA, 996 nt
Organism: Ramularia collo-cygni
Lineage: Eukaryota; Fungi; Ascomycota; Dothideomycetes; Mycosphaerellales; Mycosphaerellaceae
Product: related to Homocysteine S-methyltransferase
Exons: 2
Coding region: 1-996 (331 amino acids)
Biological process (GO): S-methylmethionine cycle
Molecular function (GO): S-adenosylmethionine-homocysteine S-methyltransferase activity; zinc ion binding
Source: RefSeq, a predicted model, not a curated record